AUGGCGCAAUUAAAUCCUGACCUCCAGGACCAGCUGGAUCAGCUUCAGCAAGAAUUAGAGGAAGGCGACAUUACUGAAAAAGGAUACCAGAAACGCAGAACCCAGCUGCUCUCGCAAUACUUCCCGCCAGCCGAAGCCGCAUCGAUUGCGACAUCGAUUGCGACAGGUGGUGGAGGACUCAGGAUACACUCACCCGAUAGCGACCGCUAUGGUCCGAGUGAUAGCUAUAGACACAGUCGCCAGGCCUCCUUGAGCGCUACUAAUCCCGACUAUGCGCGCGAUUCCCCAAUCGAUGCCGUUCCUCCUAGCGACUGGCGACCCGAGUCGUCAGCCAGCUAUUCGCGACAACAUGAUGAGAACCCAGCCGGUCUCCUCCGGCCAGGUGGCCCGCUUGCUGAAUCGCGACCGACCAUGACCAACCGCGAUUCUCUCUUCUUGAACCCUGUCUCGCAUGCGCAUAGCUAUAAUCAAGAUAUGGGCUCGGAUUCCCCGACUCGGUCUGGCACCAUGGUCUCGGGAGAUUAUGCUUUCAAACCAGAACAUCAGGCAGGCUAUGGCCCACCGCCAGCGAUGAACUACGAUAGUCGCACCGGUACCAUGAUGGAUGCUCAGGGAUACUUCUCUGAUUUUGCCGGACAGCAGGCCUACGAUCAGGGACCCGGUGGUGAAUACAAUGGUGGCAUGCAGAGAUACUCGUCGAGCGAUGCCUUCUCGCCAACCGCCGCCAUGGCACCUCCAAUGCUCACGGCCAGCGAUCUACCACCACCUGAAAUGCAAUACCAGCAGCCACUGGAACCGCGCGAGGUGCCUUUCGCCAUCCACGACCCGCACGACAAGAACACUGCCAUGUCAAACUUCGACAACAUUGCCGCUGUAUUGCGGCAUCGUGGCAGAACAACUGCCAAAAUGCCUGCUUACUGGGUUCUUGACGCCAAGGGCAAAGAAAUCGCAUCCAUCACUUGGGAUAAAUUGGCCUCCCGAGCCGAGAAGGUUGCUCAAGUAAUAAGGGACAAGAGUUCGCUGUACAGAGGAGAUCGUGUGGCCUUGAUCUACCGAGACACCGAAAUCAUUGAUUUCGCAAUUGCCUUAUUGGGAUGUUUCAUUGCUGGAGUAGUUGCAGUGCCCAUCAACGAUCUUCAAGACUAUCAAAAGCUGAAUCUCAUCCUGACUUCUACGCAGGCUCAUUUGGCCUUGACAACGGAUAACAAUCUGAAAAGCUUUCAGCGAGACAUCACGACCCAAAAGUUGACGUGGCCCAAGGGAGUCGAAUGGUGGAAAACCAACGAGUUUGGUGGCUACCACCCAAAGAAAAAGGAAGAUGUACCGCCUCUAUCUGUGCCGGACCUGGCCUAUAUCGAAUUCUCCAGAGCUCCGACUGGCGAUCUCAGAGGUGUGGUGCUCAGCCAUCGGACCAUCAUGCACCAGAUGGCAUGCAUGAGCGCUAUUGUGUCUGCUGUGCCUAAUUCUGGUCCUGGCGAUACAUUUAGUCGAGAUCUAAGGGACAAGAAUGGCCGCUUGAUCGGAGGUGGUGCGAGCAGCGAAAUCCUGCUCUCGUAUCUGGAUCCACGGCAGGGUAUCGGCAUGAUUCUUGGUGUUCUGCUGAAUGUUUACAGCGGCCACACAACAGUCUGGCUGGAGAACAAGGCAGUCCAUGUUCCAGGACUCUACGCACACUUGAUCACCAAGUACAAGGCGACUUUAAUGAUUGCCGACUAUCCAGGUCUUAGAGCCGCCGCAUUCAAUUAUCAGUCCGACCCAAUGACGACACGAAACUAUAAGAAAGGCACUGAACCCAACUUCCAGAAUGUCAAACUUUGCCUUAUAGACACUUUGAUUGUCGAUGGUGAGUUUCACGAGGUGCUCGCUGACCGAUGGCUCCGGCCGCUCCGAAACCCUCGUGCUCGGGAAGUUGUUGCACCAAUGCUGUGUCUCCCUGAGCACGGUGGCAUGGUCAUCAGCGUGCGUGAUUGGCUAGGUGGCGAGGAGCGCAUGGGUUGUCCCUUGAAACUCGACAUGGGCGACGAAUCUGCGUCCGAGUCAGAGAAAGAAGACCCCGAGAAGGAGGAAGAGAAAACUGUCCCGUCGAAUGGGUUUGGUAGCUUAUUGGGCGGAGGCACAACCACAACCAAGGAGCAAGAAGCUAAGAACGAACUUGGUGAGGUUUUGCUUGAUAGAGAGGCUCUCAAGACCAAUGAGGUCAUCGUUGUGGCGAUUGGCGAGGAGGCUCGGAAGAAGGCAGCCACAGAGCUGGGUACCGUCCGCGUUGGCGCCUUCGGAUAUCCCAUCCCCGACGCAACCUUGGCGGUAGUUGACCCAGAGACGGGCUUGCUCGCAACACCACAUGCGAUAGGAGAAAUCUGGGUCGACUCCCCAUCGCUCUCAGGUGGAUUUUGGGCUUUGCCGAAACACACGGAGCAGAUAUUCCAUGCCCGGCCUUACAAAUUUGAGCCGGGCGAUCCAACGCCGACUCCUGUCGAGCCCGAGUUCCUUCGGACAGGUCUACUUGGAACUAUCAUCGAGGGUAAAGUCUUCGUACUAGGCCUCUACGAAGACCGGAUUCGGCAAAAGGUUGAAUGGGUCGAACAUGGCCAUGAGAUUGCUGAGCAUCGGUACUUCUUUGUCCAGCAUAUCGUGGUGAGCAUAUUAAAGAGCCUCUCCAAGCAAGUCUUCGAUUGCUCUGCCUUUGAUGUGUUCGUCAAUGAUGAACACUUGCCAGUGCUCGUGCUCGAAUCGGCAGCCGCUUCCACAGCACCAACAACGUCAGGUGCUCCGCCUAGGCAGCUUGACACCGCGCUGUUGGAUUCUCUGUGUGAAAGAUGUAUGGAGGUUCUCAUGCAGGAGCACCACUUCCGGGUGUACUGCGUCAUGAUCACGGCUCCCAACACGUUGCCACGGGUGCUGAAAAAUGGCAGAAAAGAAAUCGGUAAUAUGCUUUGUCGAAGGGAAUUUGACCUCGGCAACCUGCCAUGCGUCCAUGUCAAGUUCGGCGUUGAACAUGCUGUCUUGAACUUGCCCGUCGGCGUGGAUCCCAUGGGCGGAAUCUGGUCAUACAUCGCAUCAGAGUCAAGAGCGGAAAUCCUUGGCCCCACUGACAAGCAGUACUCUGGUAUCGAUCGCCGCGAAGUGGUCAUUGAUGAUCGCACAUCCACGCCCCUUAACAAUUUCUCUUCCAUCACAGACCUCAUUCAAUGGCGCGUCGCUCGUCAGCCGGAAGAGCUCGCCUACUGCACAAUUGAUGGCAGAGGCAAAGAAGGAAAGGGCGUCACUUGGAAGAAGUUCGAUACAAAGGUGGCGGCUGUAGCCAUGUAUCUGCGUAACAAGGCCAAGAUACGGCCACGGGACCAUGUCAUCCUCAUGUACACACAUUCGGAAGACUUUGUCUUUGCCGUGCACGCCUGCCUCAACCUUGGCGCUGUAGUGAUCCCUGCCGCCCCGAUGGACGAGCGCCGUCUCAAUGAAGACGUCCCUGCUUUUCUACACCUGAUUGCCGAUUUCCAGGUCAAAACUGUUCUGGUGAAUCAAGAGGUUGAUCACCUUUUGAAGCUGAAACCAGUCUCUCAGCACAUCAAGCAAUCUGCACAAGUUCUAAAGAUCAACGUUCCUAAUGUGUACAAUACGUCAAAGCCGCCUAAGCAAAACACUGGCUUGCGCGAUCUAGGCAUCACCAUGGAUCCAGCCUGGGUGCAACACGGUUACCCGGCGAUAGUCUGGACAUACUGGACGCCGGAUCAACGCAGAAUUGCGGUGCAGCUUGGCCACGACACGAUUCUAGGCAUGUGCAAAAUUCAAAAGGAAACUUGUCAGAUGACUAGUUCUAGACCAGUCCUUGGUUGUGUCCGCAGUACAACUGGUCUUGGUUUCAUCCACUCAUGUCUGAUGGGCGUCUACAUUGGCACGCCGACGUACCUAUUGUCACCUGUUGAGUUUGCGCAGAACCCCAUGUCCUUGUUCUUGACGCUCAGCAGGUACAAGAUCAAGGAUACUUAUGCUACGCCCCAAAUGCUUGACCACGCCAUGAACGUCAUGCCUGGCAAGGGCUUUGCUAUGCAUGAGUUGAAGAACAUGAUGAUCACGGCUGAAGGAAGACCGCGGGUUGAUGUGUUUCAACGCGUCCGCCUUCAUUUCGCAGCUACUGGUCUUGAUCGGACAGCCAUCAACACCGUCUACUCACAUGUGCUCAACCCCAUGGUUGCAAGUAGGUCAUACAUGUGUAUCGAACCUAUUGAGCUCUGGCUGGAUCAGCGAGCCCUGCGCAGGGGACUGAUAAUCCCUGUUGAUCCCGAGACCGACCCAAAAGCGCUUUUGAUGCAAGACUCUGGCAUGGUGCCAGUAUCAACACAAAUUGCGAUUGUCAACCCAGAGAGUCGUCUACUUUGUCAUGACGGAGAGUAUGGUGAGAUUUGGGUCGACUCGGAAGCAUGCGUCAAGUCUUUCUACGGCUCCAGGGAUGCGUUUGAUUCAGAGAGAUUUGACGGCCGCACUCUCGAUGGCGACCCCAACAUAAGUUACGUCCGUACAGGUGAUCUGGGUUUCUUGCACAGUGUCAGCAGACCUAUUGGGCCUGGCGGCGCUCAAGUAGACAUGCAAGUCCUCUUCGUCCUCGGCAACAUUGGUGAGACUUUCGAGAUCAAUGGACUAAGCCAUUUCCCUAUGGAUAUCGAAGCAUCAGUAGAGGCCUGCCACAGAAACAUUGUGCCCGGCGGUUGUGCCGUUUUCCAGGCCGGCGGACUGGUAGCUUGCGUUGUGGAGGUAUCUAGAAAAGCAUACCUGGCCUCGAUUGUUCCCGUCAUUGUGAACGCAAUUCUCAAUGAGCAUCAGAUCAUCAUCGAUAUUGUUGCAUUCGUCAGCAAGGGUGAUUUCCCACGUAGCCGUCUCGGAGAGAAGCAGCGUGGAAAAAUCCUUGCUGGCUGGGUAACGAGGAAAUUGCGAACCUUGGCCCAAUUUGCCAUCAGAGACUCGGACUCUCUAGAGGGUGAGGGAGGCAUCGAUGCUCAUCGCGCCAGCAUGGUCAGCUUCAGGAGCAGCGGCAUUCCUGGUGCAAGUUCGUUGAGAAACAUGGAACACGCUCCGCAAAUAUUAGAGCAGGAGGAACUGGACAGCCAGAUGAACAGAUUGUCUGAGCUUCCCGCAGGAUUUGGCGACAAGCCACAAUCCGAAAGACAUGUCGCGGGAGCCUCUCAACCUCCUAGACUAGACACGGCUGCUGCUGCCGCCACCGGUCAUAGAUUCGAGCUAUCCAGUCACGAUGACUACAGUGCCAGCUCGACACGGCGCAGCUCGACCCUGACAGGUACACCAGCAAUCCGUCUCCCGGGCGUUGAUGGUCGGGUGCCGGAGUUGUUGGGAUCUGCCGAUGGCGCUGCUCCAGGCGAAGUUGAUGAUUGGACUAGAGACGCAAUCAUGCAUAUGAAUCUGGCCAGCAAGUACGAGAACAAAGACUAG
Pestalotiopsis fici W106-1 is the source of this 5442-nucleotide messenger RNA. RefSeq lists its product as uncharacterized. Lineage: Eukaryota; Fungi; Ascomycota; Sordariomycetes; Amphisphaeriales; Sporocadaceae. The record is from RefSeq and is a predicted model, not a curated record. The coding region runs from base 1 to 5442 and encodes 1813 amino acids. The transcript is spliced from 4 exons. Gene Ontology annotation, cellular component: cytosol.